Messenger RNA from Aspergillus welwitschiae, 3393 nucleotides. RefSeq names its product importin 13. The transcript has 6 exons. The coding region runs from base 1 to 3393 and encodes 1130 amino acids. The record is from RefSeq and is a predicted model, not a curated record. Gene Ontology annotation, molecular function: small GTPase binding. Gene Ontology annotation, biological process: protein import into nucleus. Lineage: Eukaryota; Fungi; Ascomycota; Eurotiomycetes; Eurotiales; Aspergillaceae. Gene Ontology annotation, cellular component: cytoplasm; nuclear membrane.
AUGUCUGUGGACAUCCCAGGCCAAGCCCUAGACGCGCAAUUCCUCAUCAAUGAGGCAAAAUCGCUCGUGUCCCAACUCUAUGAUCCGGGGAAUACUGGGAACCCCGCCAAGAUCAAAGCCAUCCAAGAGCACCUACAGAGUCUUCAAAAAAGCCCCCAAGCAUGGCUCAUUGCUAAUCAGCUUCUAAGUGAGAGCAGCACGGACUUAAGGUUCUUUGGUGCUUUGACGUUCACGGUCAAGAUUAAUCAUGAUUGGCAAAGUCUAAGCCCUGAGGAGGCCCAGGAGCUUCUAGGACGGCUGAUAGAUCAUUAUGUCUUUCUCGUCAAUGGAGGCGAGCGACCCUUGGUCAUACGGAAGUUGGCUUCAAGCCUCGCAACCAUAUUCCUGAAACCCAACGCUCCCUGGUCAAGAGCACUCUGUAAUCUGGCAGCAUCACUGGCAGACGGGAAACAUGUCUCAGAAGAGUACUGCAAGUCCAUCGAUUUGAGGGAUGCAGUGCUCCCUGCUAUGUCCGAGCGUCAUAUUCACAGAUGGAGUUCAGAACCAAGACGAAGCCGAGAGGAACACCAUACAUACGUAAAUGUCAAGGACGCUUUUUCUGUCGUUGACUAUGUUCUUUCUCAUAUUAUGCGGCAGCACGCCUCUGGGAUUCCGGCAUUAGAUGAGGCCCUGGGCACAGAAGCUAUCAACUCAUAUCAAGCGUGGAUGAAUGUACGGAGCGCAAUCCAAUUGCGUGACUCGUUGUCUGUCUUGGACCUGGCCUCUACGACGGCUUACAUAAUUCAGAGCAUGAAAGUACCUGGACUUGCGAAAUCCGCAACACAGGUUGUGGUCGAGCUGAUAGACUGGCGUGACAGUAUCUUCACCCAGGAUCAUCUCACUGCAAUUAUGGAGUAUGUUGUCAGUGAUUUUGGGACUGCGCACGUCGCGUCACUUAUGGAGGCCGAUUUUGAGGACGAGAAUAUGACGUUCUUGGAUCUUCUCUUGGCUUAUGCGACGUUGAAGCAGAGAGAUCUUAUGACAAAGCAAUUAGACCCACAGCAUGCUAAAAUGCUUACUCUUUUGCACACGCUGUUCAGGGCUCCUGGCUAUGCAGCGGUGGACGAUCCGGCCUCGCCACUUGUUCUAGAGUGGUGGACAGAAGUUGCCGACGACCUCCAGGACUUAUAUUCGGACCUGGAAGAUCAAACGAGUCUUGAGCCUGCUAAAAGGAAUUUGGCCGAAGCGGCUUUGGACUGCUUUGAAAAGCUGAAGUUCCCUAGCCCAGAAGAGCUGCAAGGCUGGGGCGAUGAUGACCGUAGUGAGUUCGGUUCAUUUCGGCGCGACGUGUGCGACUUCCUCCUAGCCAUCUACCCAAUGUUGGGGGUGGAGCUUGUCCGGGUCUUUCAAGAGCGAGCAAGAGUAUCACUGGUACAGCAGGAAUGGCGCACGUUUGAGGCUGCGAUAUUCUGCAUUGCUCAGCUUUCGGAGGCUGUCGAUGAAAACCAACACGCUGACGAGUGUCUCAAUUCGAUCUUCUUCUGUGAUGACUUUGCUCGCCUGUGCGAAGGAAAUGGAGUGCUAAUCCCAGACAAACCACGUCAGACGUUGGUGGACAUGCUGGGAAAGUAUCAGUCGUACUUUGAACGCACGCAUGCCUUGCUACCUCGCGUCCUUACGUUUCUUUUCGCAUCUCUCGAUGUUAGCUCGUGUGCGCCAACAGCAUCCAAAUCGAUCGCAUAUCUUUGUAAAUCAUGCCGCAAUGCUCUCACCUCAGAGCUGCCAGCCUUCAUUGACCAGUUCGAGCAUUUCCGCUUCAAACCCACGGCUACUACUCAUACCAUGGAAAAGGUGUUGGAAGGAAUCGCUGCCAUCAUCCAAACGUUGCCUACGGAUGAAGCAAAGUCACAAGUCAUUGAACGGAUUCUCCAAUUUUUCCAUGGGCAGGCAGAGGCGGCCCGUGAUGAGGCGGUUAGCGGUUUAGUGGAGCAGGCUCAGACCCGUGGUCAGUUUGUGCUGCGCUGCGUCGCAAGUAUUGGCAAAGGCCUAAGAACCGACGGUGAGGUGAACCUGGAGUCGAACGAUCAUGGAGAUGGUGACCCCUACCCGCCAACAUUCUGGAAUACGGGAAGUGGCGCCGUGUCUCAGAGCCUGAUCAUGCAAUGCAUGCAGCUGCUCAUCACCGAUUUCCCUGUCGAUGUGACCAUGAUCGAAGCCGCAUGCGACAUCUUGAAGGCUGGUUAUAUUGAAAAUACAGGGCCAUAUGUCUUCCCACCAAUGGUAACUGUCAACUUCGUCAAGAGCAUACCUCUAGGUAGUGUUGGUACUGACAUAGUGAUGGGUACGGCUUCAUCUUUCCUUGCAUCUCAUAGCUCACAUUGUCAGCGAAUCCGUGACGAAACGAUUGCGCUGAUAGUGCACGUGUAUGACACUUUCUGUUGGAUGCAUGAGAAGCCUGAGUACUAUGACCCCGAAGUCGCCAAUAGCGGCAUCGACUUCCUCACACGCUUGCUCCCCAAAUAUCACCCUUUCUUAUUUGCGCUCACGACGCCGCCCCAAGAAGCCAGCCAGGCUCCUUCAUCCAAUGGGGGUGACCUUCCACGGCCGUCAGUCCUUGAAGCUGUCUUGAAUUUCACUCUCCUGUCAUUGCGAGGGCCUGAACCACUUCCGCUCCGCUCCGCCUCGCAGUUCUGGGUCAACGUGCUGACGCUUCCGAGCGACGGCUCUUCCUCUUCAGGAACUGAUGACGACAUUCUUUCUUGGAUUCCGUCUGGCCUUACGCCGGAGACGACCUCCAACCUCACCGCAGAGCUGGCCAAGCCUAUUUCGGAAGCCGACGAGCCAGGCUACAUCUACAUGUUUUGGAUGACACCGUCGACAUCUGAGUCCAAAGAACCACCUUCUUCAGAGGUAGCCUCGAACCUCAUGCCGCCGACCUCCUCCCCAGGUCGUGACCGCCGCGUAAGCGAUGCCAUUCGGACCGCCCGUGAUCUCAAUGCCUUAGCAUCUGCACCAACUCAUGACAGCCCCGGCACGCUCCGAUUAAAGAUUGGACGGGCCAACAACGUGCAGCGACGACUCAACGAGUGGAGCCGACAAUGCAGCCAUCAUCUCACCUUGAUCCGAUACUACCCUUACACGCCCUCCACCCCGCAACCAUCGCCAUCUCGACGCGGUGGCGGCGGUGAUGAUAGUACGGCAACUCUUGUCCCGGGACGCAAAGUGCCCCAUGUCCACCGUGUGGAACGGCUCAUCCAUCUGGAGCUAGCGGACGUACGGAUCCGCGACCUAGGGAAAUGUGCGGACUGCGGACGGGAGCAUCGUGAGUGGUUUGAGAUCACGGCGGAGAAGACAUCCCUGAAACGGGUGGACGAUUGUAUUCGUCGAUGGGUGAAAUGGGCGGAAACGCAUUAG